UUAAAGCAUGGCGCACAAGACAAACUCAUAAGUCUCCAAUGGCUGUUGCCCCAAUUUAUCUGUAUGGCCUUUGGCGAAACUCUGUUUACCAUGACCGGACUGGCGUUCACUUUUUCUGAAGCUCCAGAAACAAUGAAGACCGUAUCUCUGUCAAUGUGGUACUUUUCGGUGGCAUUGGGCAAUUUGAUGGUCAUCUUCUUCAACCAUUUUGCGGUUGUGUUCAACAAAAAGUCGGACAUUUUCUUCGUGUUCUCUUUCAUCACGGCAUUGGUGAUCGCGUCGCUGUACAGGAUGAGCAAUACUUUCGAAAAGAUCUACAAUCUAGACAAACCCGUGUCCGUUCCUACUGAUUUAGUUAUGAUACUGAAGAGAGACAGCUACCAACUGGCCUUUUAAACAGUGGACUUGACAAUGACGAUCAUUUUCAUUUUUCAAAUAUAUUUGAAGACGGAUCGAACCAAUAUGACGUUACAAAACUAAUAACGUUUUUCCCAUAUCAACGCAAUAUCAAAUAAUACUACAGCGUGGACAAUAAUUAGUCAAGAACAUAUUUAAACGUUUUAUUUUUG
Adelges cooleyi (spruce gall adelgid) is the source of this 569-nucleotide messenger RNA. Its product is annotated as solute carrier family 15 member 2-like. The annotation marks the transcript as partial. The record is from RefSeq and is a predicted model, not a curated record. Gene Ontology annotation, biological process: transmembrane transport. The transcript has 4 exons. Gene Ontology annotation, molecular function: transmembrane transporter activity. Lineage: Eukaryota; Metazoa; Arthropoda; Insecta; Hemiptera; Adelgidae. Gene Ontology annotation, cellular component: membrane.